Messenger RNA from Microtus ochrogaster (prairie vole), 5535 nucleotides. RefSeq names its product phospholipid-transporting ATPase ABCA3-like. NCBI's taxonomy places the organism in Eukaryota, Metazoa, Chordata, Mammalia, Rodentia, Cricetidae. The record is from RefSeq and is a predicted model, not a curated record. Gene Ontology annotation, cellular component: membrane; intracellular membrane-bounded organelle. Gene Ontology annotation, biological process: transmembrane transport; lipid transport. Gene Ontology annotation, molecular function: lipid carrier activity; ATP hydrolysis activity; ABC-type transporter activity.
GGUGCGUGUCGUGGACCUGUUCUGCUGCCGCCCUUAGACGCCCCAGGAGUUCAGCGUGGGUCUCUCCACACCCGCCUGUAGGGACUGAGGAACGAAUAUCAUUGUGUAUGUGUGUGUUGCCCGCCUAAGAGAAAGGAGCGACUGUCGGCCUGUGCAUGCGGUGGCCACAUCCAUCUCCAAGGAGUUUGAGACGGGACACUUCUAAAGGCAGAAGUGCGUCGUGCUGGUUUUGAAACAGAGCCUGGCUCUGGCCGGGGUUUGUUGCAGGUUUUCACUGCGGUUCAGUAGAGGAAGACUGUCGGGCAAGAUGUCCGGGUGACUUCCCUAGCGAGCAGCAGUGAGUGGAGCAACUGUGACCUUGGUUGCGUUGCAUCUUUGUUUCAUAAGCCCUGAGCUCUCACACUUUCUCAUGAAAUGGACUCAUUGCGCAUGAAGCAAUUUUCAGCCCUCCUGUGGAAAAAUUUCCUUUUGAAGAGGCGGAACGUGGUUGGCUUAGUGGUGGAAAUCACCUUGAUAUUUCUGUUGUUUGUGUGGACUUUGACUAUGCGCAGAAUUUCAAAGAAGACAUUUUUUCAGCCUGUGACUUUUAAUCCUAUCCCCCUGACAUUACCCGGGUUCCUUAAUACAAAAUUUGAAUAUGAAUUGGCGUAUGUGCCUUCUGGAAGUGAUGCGGCAAGAAAUAUUACAGAGAUGGUGAAAGAAGAUUUAAAUUUCAACUUUACAGUUCGAGGCUUUCCUUCAGAAAAAUCUUUUGAGAAAUACAUUAAGUAUGAGAACAGGUCUGCAUAUGUGCUGGCUGCCAUUGUGUUUGAUCACGUGUUCAAAACCAAUGAUGAACGAUUACCACUUCAGGUAAAAUAUAAUUUGCGCUUUGGUCAUCUCUAUAAUCCUUAUAAUCCCUUUCGUCCGUCUAUGGACCCGCGAGCAAAGGACUGGAACACAUCGACUCUCUUCCCACCCGUGCCUUCUCUAGGACCCCGGAACUUACUUGAACACGAUGGGGGGGACCCUGGAUACAUCAGAGAAGGAUUUCUUGUUGUGCAACAUUCUUUAGAUAAGGCCAUCAUGGUGUAUCAUAGUGGCAGAGCGGCUGAAGACAUGUUUGCUAAUGCCACCAUUCAUGCGAACCGAUUCCCAUACCCUGCUUUCACCCAGGACAAAUUCUUGUGGUCUUUCAUAUCCAUGUUUCCGUGGACAAUUUUAUUUACAUUUACUCAAAUGGCACUUGUCAUUGUUGGGACCAUUAUGAUGGAAAAGGAAAAGCGAUUAAAGGAAUACCAGCUCAUGGUAGGACUCAGCAAUGCUAUGCUCUGGUUCUCGUAUUUUGUCACCUUCUUGUUGAUGUAUUUGAUUAUCAUCUGUUUGUUGUGUGGAAUUUUAUUUCUCAAGAUUACACACGAGCGAGUCUUUCAACAUAGCGACCCGCUGUUCAUUGCCUUCUAUUUCCUGUGUUUUGCCAUCUCCUCAGUGUUACUUGGCUUCAUGAUCAGCACACUCUUUGACAGAGCGUCUGUGGCCUCUUCCAUUGCAGGUUUCCUCCACUUUCUCACAUUUUUUCCUUACUUAAUCAUAGCUCAGAGGUAUGGUCAGACAAGCCUCGGGGGGAAGCUGGCUCUCAGCCUCAUCACAAACACAGCGCUAGCUUUCGGGGCUGACUUAAUAUGCAAGAUGGAAAUGAAAGGGCAUGGUGCUCAGUGGUACAACAUCGCUACAAAAAUAAAUGCCGAUGAUGACUUAACUUUGGCUCAUAUAAUAGGAAUGUUUUUAUUUACUGCUUUUCUGUAUGGCAUUGUGGCCUGGUACAUAGAUGCUGUCUUUCCAGGGAAGUAUGGUAUACCUAAGCCCUGGAACUUUUUCCUGCAGAAAACCUACUGGUUUGGAGAACCAUCCUCAAGCAAGGAAGAAAGCCAAGUCACUGAUCUACCCCCAAAUGAUUUUGUUGAGCCUGAACCUGUUGGCUUAGUGGCUGGCAUCCAUAUUCAACAUUUGUACAAGAAAUUCACAUUAAAAGGUAGUACCGUGAUGGCAGUACAAGACUUGUCUUUGAACCUGUACGAGGGGCAGAUCACCGUUCUUCUGGGACAUAAUGGGGCAGGAAAGACCACCACCUUAUCGAUCCUCACAGGUUUGUAUCUUCCUACCAGAGGAAAGGUCUACAUUGGUGGAUAUGACAUCUCAAUGGACAUGGUUGAAGUUAGGAAAAGCUUGGGCUUGUGUCCCCAGGAUGACCUGUUGUUCCCGAUGCUGACUGUGUCAGAACACCUUGAUUUCUACUGUGUGAUAAAAGGAAUGCCUUCAAAUAAAAGAACCAGAGAAAUUCAUAGGAUGCUCACUGCUUUUGACCUGCUGCAUAAAAGUGAUACAAUGUCCAAGAAUCUGAGUGGAGGGAUGAAGCGCAAACUCUCAAUCAUCAUAGCUCUUAUAGGGGACACCAAGGUGGUGAUACUCGAUGAGCCAACAUCUGGCAUGGAUCCAGUCUCAAGGAGGGCCACCUGGGACUUACUUCAGCAAUAUAAAGAGAACCGUACCAUCUUGCUGACCACACACCACAUGGACGAAGCUGAUGUGCUUGGUGACCGCAUUGCCAUCCUAGUCAUGGGGACCCUGAAGUGCUGUGGCUCUUCACUUUUCCUGAAGAAAUUAUAUGGUGUGGGAUAUCACCUAGUCAUGGUGAAGACUCUUGAAUGUGAUGUUGAAAAAAUUUCCGAGUUGAUUAAGAAUUACAUACCAACUGCUGAGAUGGAGAUGAAUGUUGCAGCUGAAUUGUCAUUUAUCCUGCCAAAAGAGUACACACACAGGUUUUCAGAACUUUUCGCAGAAAUAGAAAAAAGACAAGAAGAGCUGGGUAUCAUUGGCUUUGGUGUCUCCAUGACUACCAUGGAUGAGGUUUUUUUCAAGGUCAGUAAUCUGGAAGACUUGAAUCUGAAUACUGAGGCUGCCCAUUCAACUUCCACAGAGGACCAAAACACAAGUCAAGACAACCAGAAUAUGAAUGUACCCAGAAAUUUUGAUAGAAAAAAUUAUCCAAGAAGAUAUUCUAAUUCUUCAUUCAAUACUGGGUGGAUUCUCUACGCCCAGCAGUUCCGAGCCAUGCUCAUCAAAAGGGCAGUGUUCUCCUGGCGCAACUGGAAACUGCUGCUAUUGCAGUUGCUGGCGCUUCUGGGUCUCAUGUAUCUUAUGAUGAGAGGCAUAAGCUUCUCAACAGCUCGAGAACCUGCCAGGGUGAUGGAUUUGGAGCAGUACAGGGAGACCAUUGUACCCUUCUCAAUUUCUGGAGAUCCUGAUUUGACCCAGAAUCUCACCAAAAAUCUUGAGAUCAUGUUAAAGGCUAAAAAACAAGAACUUCAUGAAGUGCAAGGUGAUGUCCAGGGCUACUUGCUGAAAAAUAAAAAAUGCAUUUAUUCAUGCAUCAUUGCAUUCUCCCUCACCGUUACCAGAGACAAGAAGGAGUUUACGUUCUGGUUCAACAACGAGGCGUACCAUUCACCGUCACUAUCCUUGUCAGUUUUAGACAAUAUUAUAUUUAUGUCUCUCUCUGGCUCGGAUGCCACCAUUACUGUCUCCAACAAGCCUCAGCCUCAACGUGUCACUGAGAACAAAUAUGAAGAGACGUCUACUUUGAUACUUCAGAUAGUCUUUAACUUGUUGUUUGGGAUGAGUAUUUUCACCAGUGGCUUUUCCCUUAUGACAGUGACUGAGCGAGUUAGUAAAGCAAAGCACAUCCAGUUUGUGAGUGGGGUCUACACCUUUAAUUUUUGGCUCUCAGCUCUGCUAUGGGAUCUCAUCAUCCAUUUUGUUGCCUGUGCUCUACUGCUGCUGGUGUUCCUAAUCACUGAUGUGGACAUACUGUUGGAGAAAUACCAUUUCCUGGACACGAUGCUCAUCCUCAUGCUCUUUGGAUGGUCUGCCAUCCCCUUCAUCUACCUGCUGAGCUUCUGGUACAAUACUAGCACCGGCGCCUAUAUCAAGAUCUUCGUCUUCAACCACUGUUUAGGGUUUAUGAGUAUAAUUGUAGAUGCUGUGGUAAACAUCAUCCCAGACAUCAGCACCAGCACUAAGGACUUCAUACUUAACUCGCUGCUGUUGUUACCCCUCUAUAACCUUGGGUUGAGCAUCUACAAAUACUAUAACAUCCAAGAGAUGAAGAAACUAUGUACUUCUUCAGAAUAUGUUAGUGACACUAAAUUUUGCCGUGAAAUUCUUGGUAUUUCUGUAUACAGUAUGAGCCAAAGCUCAAUUGGAAGACAUGUGAUUGCCAUGGCUGCCACAGGAGCGGCUUACCUCUUCCUCAUUUUCCUUCUGGAGCUUACUUCAUGGAAUUUACAAGCAUUUGUAUAUCGCUGUGUUCUCUUUGGAAUUUAUAAGAUAUUUAGUAAGGCUAGACUGUCCCGAGAGUUAUCCGCGGAAUCUGAAGAUGAAGAUGUACAAAAUGAAAGGGAAGCUAUCCUGCAGCAUCCUCAAGAGUCCCUGAACUCUACGGUGCUCAUUAAGGAGCUUGUAAAGAUAUAUUUUAAAGUGCCACCCAUUCUGGCUGUGAGAAAUAUCUCUGUCACCAUACAAAAGGAGGAGUGUUUUGGAUUGCUUGGACUAAAUGGAGCUGGAAAAACUACUACCUUUCAAAUUCUUACUGGAGAAGAGGUUGCUACGUCUGGGGAUGUGUUCAUUGAAGGCUACAGCAUCACAGAAAAUAUCCGAAAGGUAAGGUCAAAAAUUGGCUAUUGUCCACAGUUUGAUGCUUUGCUGGAUUUCAUGACCCCUCGGGAGAUCUUGACAAUGUAUGCCAGGGUGUGGGGGCUUCCAGAGAACAGUAUUAGACCCUAUGUGGACAACUUGUUGGAAAUGCUGUACCUGCAACCACAAGCCGAGAAGUUUAUUUACACCUUGAGUGGAGGAAGCAAACGCAGGCUGAGCACCGCUGUUGCCAUAAUGGGGAAGUCAUCCGUCGUCUUCCUAGAUGAGCCGUCCACUGGCAUGGACCCGUUAGCCCGGCGCAUGCUCUGGAACACAGUGAUAAGGACACGAGAGAGUGGCAAGGUCAUCAUCAUAACCUCUCACAGUAUGGAGGAGUGUGAAGCUCUCUGCACCAGGCUGGCCAUCAUGGUGCAGGGAAAGUUCGUGUGCCUGGGGAGCCCUCAGCAUCUCAAGAACAAAUUUGGCAAUGUUUACAUCAUGAAUGUCAAGUUCAAAACUGACACUGGUGAUGAUGUAAUAAAGGAUUUUGAAGGAUUUAUUGCCCAGGUUUUCCCAGGUAGUGAGCUGAAGCAAGAGAAUCAAGGGAUCCUUAAUUACUACAUUCCCAGCAAGGACAACAGCUGGGGAAAGGUGUUUGGCAUUCUGGAGAAAGCAAAAGAGGAAUACAAUUUAGAAGACUAUUCCAUCAGUCAGAUCACCCUGGAGCAAGUCUUCCUGACCUUUGCCAACGUAGAUAAACCAGAAAGUGAUCAUGCAAAAGCAAAAGCAGUGCCUUGAGAUUCAGUUACAGCCAGCGAUUAGGAUGUUUUCAUUCAACUCUGCUUGGGUCUGGACAGGGGCAUG